Molecule: messenger RNA, 1068 nt
Organism: Penicillium verhagenii
Lineage: Eukaryota; Fungi; Ascomycota; Eurotiomycetes; Eurotiales; Aspergillaceae
Product: major facilitator superfamily domain-containing protein
Exons: 2
Coding region: 1-1068 (355 amino acids)
Biological process (GO): transmembrane transport
Molecular function (GO): transmembrane transporter activity
Source: RefSeq, a predicted model, not a curated record
AUGCUCCCCCUAUUCGCAAAUAUUGGGGGUGCACUCGGGCCCAUCAUGGGAGGGGCUCUAGCUGAUCCUGUACACAACUACCCUGGAUUAUUUAAACCAGGAUCUCUUGGGUGGGUAUCUAAAUGGCCCUACGCUAUCCCGAGUCUUGCUAGCGCUCUACUGUGUUUGUUCACAGCAGCAGUGGUUCUUCUGGGCUUGGAUGAGACACAUGAAGCAGCUCGUCAUCGGACAGAUCGUGGACGUCAAGCAGGAAAAGCAAUCGCUCGGUGGCUAGGCUCUCAUCAAGAGGACUACCAAUACAAACCAUUAGGAGAUUGCCCAAUCACUGAUCGUGUGGAAACUGUUGAAAUUGGAGUUGAGCCUUGCCCUCUUGAACCACCCAAAAAACCCCGCUUCUUGGGUCUAGGCACAUCAACAGGGCUCGCCAUAUUCCUAAUGCCGAAGGUGUGGUUGACUUUACUGUCACGAUUCCUGUUCAAUUUCCACGCCGUAACAUACAACACUCUCUCCCGCAUUUUUCUCCCUGCCCCCCGUGCUUCACCGCUCAUUCAUCAUGGAGCCUAUUUUGGAGGCGGCCUUGGAUUGACGACCGCGCAAGUUGGGCUAGCGAUGUCCAUCUCGGGGCUUCUUAUUCUUCCGCUUUCCCUCGUUGUAUACCCCCGCAUCUCGAACCGACUGGGAAUCUUACGCUGCUAUCUCAUCUUCUUACCAGUCGGUCUCUUUCUGUAUACGCUGACCCCGUUCCUGGUGUUUGUUCCGAACCAGACCGUAUUCGUUUGGAUUUCCUUGGUUGCAGCUAUGUUUCUGAAAGCCGUUUCGCGUACAUUCACGGGUCCGGCUUCGACUAUAAUUCUGAAUAGCUGCGUGUCGGACCCCAGUGUGCGAGCCACCGUGAACGGGGUUGGAUCAAGCAUUAACAGCCUCGCCAGCACCAUCGGUCCAGUAUUUGGGGGCUGGGGGUUGGGCCUGGGAUUAAAAUACAACUUGGUUGGUGCACCGUGGUGGGGACUGGCGAUGGUGGGAUUGGCACAGUGGUUGAUUUUGUGGAAGCUGCAGUAUAUGGACUAA